UGUUGCGCUUUAAAGCUCAGAAGCCUCAAGUCAAGUUGGAGAUAAACCAACAAGGGACGUUCGUCUUGGCAUUUGCUACAAAUCUGAGAGAAUUUCACUCUAGUUCAAGAGUGAAUGGGAAAAACUUUACCAAAGGCUACUUGUACAUAAAGUAGACAACAGCUUCAGUCAAACUCUGUCCUGCAUUUUUUUUUCUUUCUUUCCCCUUUUGCAUCCAGUCAACCAUGGAGUGGGGAUUACCCUCUCGGACAUCAGUUUUGGAAAGGAUGUCCAUGCUUUGGCUUGUCUCUCUUCUGAUCUCUGCAGGCAAAGUUGAGAUGUCUCACUCCACCAUAAGUGCUUCCCCACCCCACUUGUUCUACACCUGUCCCGAGGGUGCAACGGUUAAGCUGGUGUGCAAUCAGAGAGGUGCCCCCUUGCACAAUGAUUCUCUUAAGCACGCCUGGCUUUUCACGUCCCACAGUGACCAGCACUGUACAGGAGGAAAGGGCCCACGCAACUUUACACACAGCCACAACACCCGCUUGCCAGAAGGCAUGGCUUUCGGACAUUCGGACAAGGAUUUUUUUGUGCUUCUGAAAAAUGUAUCCCAAGCGGACCAGGGUCGCUACUGCUGUCUGCUCCUAGAUGUCAAGAUGCACCACAAUACCAUCAUGCAAAGGGCCCACAGCCACGUUAUCCUCCAUGUCACGCCACGAAGAAGCGGAUCCCCCAAUUGCACUGUUUGGGAUCCCAACCCACCUGCAGGUUCUGUGCCAGUGGCCUUGGCCCUGACAGCCUGCAUCUUGGCUCUGCUCUCUCUGCCUCUCAUUCUGGUGCUUGUGUACAAACAGAGACAGAGUGCCCAGUCAAACAAACGUGCACAAGAGCUGGUGAGAAUGGACAGUGACGCUCUGGGGCACGAGAACCCAGUGUUUCUCGGCGAAUCGCCUCAGCCAACGACUCGUACCGUCUCUCAGAUCAUGGCCAGGCAGUCCUCUGAGACAGGUCGCCACCUGUUGUCUGAGCCGGGAACACCACUUUCUCCUCCGGCCCACGGUGAUGUGUUCUUCCCAGCAGAAGACACCAUCCCCGAGUCUCCAGACUUCAUGCAGGUUUAAAGGGGAGUGAAACCACAUUAAUCGCUCCUAGUGCUCAUCUGGAAACAGUCCUGCAACUCUCUCUCUCUCUCCCUCUUCUCUCUGCCUCCAGUGAUGUUGUACCUUAGUGAACUUUUUCACAAUAACCUCUGCAGGGAUUGCCGUCUGUAUAUUGUCUGGACCGCAGGAGGGAAAACAAUGGCAUUUUUGAUUCAAAAACUAUUUCCAUCUGCAGCAAUAGCCAGAAGCCAAAGUCCAACUUUUGUUGUGGUGGGGGCUGGGUUUGGGUUAGAUGUUCCAGAGGACCAACUUGCGGAAUCUGGUGAGGCCCACUGUUUAUGGAGAUGGAUGUCCUGACAUGUUCGAGGGUGGGAUGUUAAAAGUGACAUGCGGCUCCUUCCAAAUCAGUUUGGUGCACGUGCACAUUGACUUGGUUUGGUUAAUUGAGGCUGGUUUGCUUUCUGUUAUACAAAUCCUACUGAUUUUUCUGCCAUAAUAAUGAUGAAGAUUACUUGGUAAACACGUCAGCACAUGAGGGAAGGAUAUUCCAUUAUGUUCCUACAUCCCUAGAUCAAACAAAACAACAACAACAAUACAUCUUUUUGUAGUGAAACCACAUCUGUAAAAGAGAUCUAAUGUCCACUUAUUCUUCUCAUUGUAAUUAAGUGGUCCAUACCAAAGGAGCCUUAACCAUAAGAGAAAUCCCAAUAUUACUGCACAGGAUGACAGUAAUUGGUUUUCAUGGCAUUAUGUGCAUUGUAUCAUUUAUACUUUGGCCCUGGCUCUUUUUCGCUUCCUUCUUUGCUACCUCAGUUUCUGUGAACUCUGUAGCUUUAAAUACUACUUCCUCCCUGUUCCUGUCCUCAGAAAUGCAGCACUUCACAGUGGCCUUCGGUAUAUUCGUAAAAUGCUGAAAAUUACUGAUUGUUUUUUCUGUUAUUCUCAUCAAAUUGUCAUGAGUAAAUGAAUAAAAAAAAAUAUAUUGUUGUUUAUCUCUUGAAUGUAGCUUGAAAGAAUAUAAAAAGACACCAAGAAAUAUGUUCAUUGGUUUAAUCACUGCCAUCACACUGUAACGUGUGUUUUUUAUUUUAAUUUUUUUAAUUUUUAUUUUUUCAUUUUCAUUUCAUUUUAGUUUCUAUAUUUGUGUGUGCAAUUGUGUAUAUGAUGAUGAUAAAAAGUGAACAUUAUUGUGGGUGUCUAGACAAAGGCGUUUUUUAAACCAAAGCCCUCUUGUAUCAAGGUGGAUUAAGAGAUAAAGAGAGGUUACUGCAAAUCACCGCAGUUUUGAAAUUACUUGUGUGACUUUUGCAAAACCACUGUUCUUUUUUUUUUUUUUUUUUUUCUCUCUCUCGAUGUAAAAGCAUGCAGCAGGUGCUUGGCGGAAAUCAUCUCUAAAAUAACAUGUAGCAGGUGUAGGAGGCAGGGUAUUAUGUAUAUAUGUGUUUUGUUUUUUUAAUGGCUGAAUACGUUUGAGUAUUUGUGUUUUCAAGCGUGCUGGUGUGUAUGUGUGCAAGUCUUUUCAAAGAGUAAGAUUGUGUCUGAUUGAAACCUGUGUGCGCGUGUGGGUUGGUGUGUGUAGGCAAGUCGUCAGCAUUUUCAAAAGGUUCGUCUUGGACAUGCAGUUGAUGCUGUGAAAGCAUGUUUGGUCUGUGUAAGCAUUUAAAUUGUCUCGUGAGUGGCUUGUAAAAUAAAGAGCUCUUAAACCGAA
Messenger RNA from Mugil cephalus (flathead mullet), 2787 nucleotides. RefSeq names its product V-set immunoregulatory receptor (gene vsir). Gene Ontology annotation, cellular component: plasma membrane. NCBI's taxonomy places the organism in Eukaryota, Metazoa, Chordata, Actinopteri, Mugiliformes, Mugilidae. The coding region runs from base 225 to 1100 and encodes 291 amino acids. The record is from RefSeq and is a predicted model, not a curated record. Gene Ontology annotation, biological process: positive regulation of regulatory T cell differentiation; negative regulation of CD4-positive, alpha-beta T cell proliferation; regulation of immune response. The transcript is spliced from 7 exons.